UUCAAUUCCAAAUUUCCCACCCUUCAGGUGAAAUUUUUUACACCGCCAAACUUUCACUAAACUUUCGAAAAACUCAAGCGAUUCAAUAAUUUGUUCAUAACGAAACCGAAAGUCAUUGUUCGAUGAAAACCCGCAAAAAAAAUUCCAUCAAACAUCCUGUUCUUUCAUCGCGCUUCCGUUACAAUAACUGUCGCGAUUAACGCGCCAAUCAAAUUACGAAAUUCGAUCCAAACGAUUUUACAGGGCGCGAUGUUGAACCACCGCACGAUCGUAUGGCUGUUGCUCUGCAACCUCAAGCUCACCCUACAGCAAUCCUACCAAAUCGAAGACAUCCCCAUCGAGCACUACGUCCACGAGGACGUCCGACGCGACGAAAUCGACGUCGAAUUAAUGCCCAGGACCUUCGACAAACUCCAAGCAGACGAAAGCGAGCAAAUAACCGCCCACGAAACACCCCCGUGCGAACACCCGACCGCCAUCAAACGACCCAAACGCGAAAUAGACACUCGAAACUCCAGCGGAAAUCUAAACAAAACUCUAACCAUAAACGAUUUCAUCAAGUUCAAACGCUCCGUUGCCCCAGACUCGCGCAGAACCGGAGCCACCCCCGCGGAGCAACAAUGGACCGACGAGAGUAUUCGGGUGUCUUCGGAGGCGGCGCGGGCGCCCCGGGCGCAUUUCGUCACCAACGGCAUGCCCGACAGGAACCCCCUGCAGUACAAGUUCGACAGGGAGCCGCGCUCCGAGAGCACCAAGUACCUGCAGAGCGACUUGCCCGACGAAUACGACUACCACCGGCCCCCGUCGGUCAGGAACCGCGUGUCCAGGACGGGCAGGUACAAUCCGAGCACCUACGAUAGAUAUCCGGCGAGCGACCGCAGGAGCUAUUACAGGAGACAGGAGUACCCGGAGAAGCCGUAUUACGAUCCCGAUUAUAACGAAGUGGCCAGGAAACGGAGGAUAAUUUAUUACGCGACGCUGCCGGAGGCGCCGAGGAAGAGGAUGGAGGAGCCGCGUCGAUUGCAGGAUCGAUACCGGUACAGGGACGUGCAGGAUUAUCGGUUGUUCGCUCCCGAAACGUACAACGGCUACAGGAAGCGGGAAUUCGACUAUCCCAGGCGGGUGUUUGAAAUAUUUCGAACGAAAGAACCCGUUUUAGUUACAUAAUUCGUUUGCUUUUUAGGUACGACGUGAACGUAUCGACGGGCGUGAACGUGCGAGAAGUGAAGAAGAACCCCGAAAGGAGGAUUUAUUCGGACGUAACCCGACAUCGGUCCUACAAAGAGAAUUAAAUGCUAACUAACAAUGUACUAGAAGUUUAGAUUUUUUUUUAUAAUAAACUGCCUUAUAU
This is a messenger RNA of Phyllotreta striolata, 1351 nucleotides long. NCBI's taxonomy places the organism in Eukaryota, Metazoa, Arthropoda, Insecta, Coleoptera, Chrysomelidae. The record is from the annotation of a GenBank genome assembly.